AUGGAUGACAUGCUUGCAACAACAGCAUACAACACCCAGUGUACUGGUACGAGGGAGGAAACCUCCGAAGAAUCGGAAGGCAGUCACGAUGAAAGUGAAGAGGAUCAUGUAGCAAAAAGGAAAUGUGAUCCACUGGAUUGGAAUGAAUACAUGAUGAAAUCUAAUUAUUUACUGGAUCAACAAAUUGUAUCACGAUUUGAGGAAAAUAUCAACAUGUCUCUAUUCAGGCUACUACAACAACAAUUAGAGCAUAUUAUUGGACCUGUUCUCAGUAAUUCGAAAAUGAUACAACAUCCUCGAUUUCCCAAUCAAUUUCAUUUUACCAAGAGUCCAUACUUUUUAUUUGAAACAUUUAAGGAGAGGAUUGAAACAAAGAAACAAGAAAUUAUAAGCACUCAACCGAAAGGAGGAAAAGGUUUUGUUAAUUUUGGAAAUUUAACAGGGAGUGAAGAAUAUUACUAUUUACUCAUUCAAAAUUUAAUUCAACAACAUCUUACUGAUGUGAACGAUCAUUGUGGCAUUUUCACAACAUGUCUAUACUCUCUCGUCACAAGAGUACAGAGAGAAAAGAGCAAUUUUCAAAAUCCAUGUGCAUGGAUGAAAUUUCAAAGAGGUCUUUCCAAGUCCAUCUCAUAUUUUGUACAAAUAUUACUACCAGAAAUUAUUUUACCUGAAUUGAUUAAUUCGUGUGAAUGUGUAGAUCCAUUUGAAAAUCCAGAGGACACCUUGUACAAUAUUUGCUAUACCUAUUUAAUUCCUCAUGUUAGUUCUUCUAUUGCUCACACUUUAUCUUGUUUGAUGAUUAACUGGUUGAGCACCAUGGACAUGCCUGAAAUUUACAAGAUUUCAGCGAGCCGAGAAAGGUUCGAGUUUUUCGUUCAUGCAAUUCCUUUUGCCAGUACAGAAAGCUCUUGCAAAAUAUUACCGGGAAUUCUUAUUGGAGAAUCAUCUGUUAUCCAUUCAAAGACGUUUUCCUUUGCAAAGAACGGUAUCAAAUGCCUCUCUUUGAAGCAAGUUGAGCUCUCCAAUAAGAAUGUUGAAAUUGACAUUCAAAUUGAUUACAUAUCCUUGAAAACAUCUUUAUCGCAUGACAUUGAGAAUUUCAUUGAUAUACUUGAAAGGAAUAACAUUAACGUAGUAUUGUCUGAAGAUAUUCUAGAUGAAAUGCUCGUGUUGGCUUUGGCAAAGAGAAACAUUCUCUGUGCUCAUCAUGUUACAGAUAUUGAUCGAAUAUGUGAGACAUUUAAAGUGAUUCCUUUGUUGAUACAUUCCAUUACGAGAUACAACAAUGACUCAAGACGACAUGAACUAUUAAGCUUGGGAAAGUACUCUCAUUUGGAUUUGACAGACCAUAUUUUUACUUGCCAAUCCAUCAAACAAUUGGCACUCGGUCCCAUGAAACAUGUGCUGUUUUUAGAACCCAAUGACCCGAUUUCUCCCUUUUCACAUUCUGUAUUAAUUCGAGCACCAAUGGAGUCACUAGCAGAGACUUACCGAUACUUAUUUUUCAAAUUACUACGCUAUCUUACCAACUCGUUCAAAUUCCUAACACAAGAUUCUAACCUGCCAACCAUUGCAAUCAUUUCUGGAGGAUGCUACUUUGAAAACAAACUUUCGAGUUUGCUUCAAUGCAUCAAGACAAAUUUUAAGAUGAGAGGAAUGCACGAGAUAGACUCUUUUCUUGACAUGCUGAUUGACACUUAUGAAGCCGUAUGUGUAAAACUGAUUGAAAACUUAAUUCCCAACAAACACCAUUGCAAUCACCGUGAAACAUUGAUGCAACUCAAACGUAGUGACUCGAUGAUCAUUUCAUUCUUGAAUUCACCCAAACAAGCCAUUUCCAUCCUUACACAAUUGGAAAACAAUUCAUCACAAGGCAUGAGCCAUUUGAUGGAUGAAGGACUUUUGAUCGUACCAAACCCCAAUUCCAAUUUGAUUGGUAUCUAUGAGACCUUAUCUUGUAAAUACAAUACGCUCAUCAAUGUGUGCAUGUCGCUCAAGAAAUUACUAGAAACCGAUGGGUUUUUUUUGUAG
Molecule: messenger RNA, 2034 nt
Organism: Naegleria lovaniensis
Lineage: Eukaryota; Heterolobosea; Eutetramitea; Acrasida; Naegleriidae
Exons: 1
Coding region: 1-2034 (677 amino acids)
Source: RefSeq, a predicted model, not a curated record